Messenger RNA from Chrysoperla carnea, 1297 nucleotides. RefSeq names its product homeobox protein slou-like. Gene Ontology annotation, biological process: regulation of transcription by RNA polymerase II; cell differentiation. Bases 1 to 1287 code for a protein of 428 amino acids. Lineage: Eukaryota; Metazoa; Arthropoda; Insecta; Neuroptera; Chrysopidae. Gene Ontology annotation, molecular function: DNA-binding transcription factor activity, RNA polymerase II-specific; RNA polymerase II cis-regulatory region sequence-specific DNA binding. Gene Ontology annotation, cellular component: nucleus. The transcript is spliced from 2 exons. The record is from RefSeq and is a predicted model, not a curated record.
AUGACAAUGAUGAUACAACGUUUAAUGGAAUCCUCCCGUGGGACACAAGAUCAAAAAUAUUUACGUCCUGUCGGAAGAACUCCAGAUGAAACGAUUAUUGAUAAUAAUAAUUUAAAAAAAGAUACCGAUUAUGAUAAUGAAAUAUUCGCAAGCAAGCAACAACGGAUCGCUGAUGAUUCCAGGGAUAUUGAAAUGUGUGAUGAUACAUCGGAUCGUAAUAGUGUGAUAAGUGAGGAAUUAAAUGUUGAUGGUGAAACUGAGGAUAUUUUUACGCCGGUUGAUUUAACUCGACAUUCGGCAACGACAUCAUCGACAUUUCAACAUUUAGUGGGACAAAAAAUAUGCAGUGAUAAUAAUGGAAGAGAUAGUGUUUGUAGUGGGUUAAGUCAUGGUGGUUCGUUAAGUCCAUCAUCGCCGCGAUCGACAACGCCGUCGAAUGGUGUGAAUAAUCUUGGUGGUGUUCCUGGUGGUGUUAUUAACAAUGUUGUAGUGAAUUCGCAUACACAACGUCGUUUAGCGUUUUCGGUGGAGAAUAUUUUAGAUCCGAAUAAAUUUACGGGUAAAUCGUUAAUUGGUUGUUCAAAUAAUAGUAGUAAUAAUAGUAAUUUAAGUAUUGACAAUAAUCAAUCGAGUUUGAAUUGUUGUUGGCGGCCACAAUUAGAUAUACAAUCGAAUAAUGGUGAUCGGGAUGAUAGUGAAUCUGGUAAAGAUUUAAUGCAACAAUCGGAAGAAGAUGGUGAAGAUCACGAUGAUUUAGGAAGUGAAAUAAGUGAUGAUUUAUCAAAAGACCCAUCAAAUCCAAAAAAGAAAAAAACGGGUAGUCAAAACGGUAGUGAUUCGAAAAAUUCACAAUCAGCGGGUAAACCACGACGUGCUCGAACAGCAUUCACAUACGAACAAUUAGUCGCACUAGAAAAUAAAUUCAAAACAACACGAUACUUAUCGGUGUGUGAACGAUUAAAUCUAGCGUUAAGUUUAAGUUUAACAGAGACACAAGUGAAAAUAUGGUUUCAAAAUCGUCGUACUAAAUGGAAAAAACAAAAUCCGGGUAUGGAUGUUAAUUCACCGACUGUUCCACCACCGAAUGUUACAUCCGGUUUUCCUGGUUUUCCAACACAUCAUACACAUUCGGCAGCUGGUUUAUUAUAUUCAGCUGCGGCGCAUCAUGUACCAUAUGGGGGUGUUUACCCUUUACCGGGGGGUGGUGCUGGUUCAACGGGUAAUUAUUCACCAUAUUUUCAUCAUUUAGCAAAUCAUGGACAUCAUUCGUUGGGACAUUCCUCUUGAAUAAAAGUGU